AGCCAGCUGUGUAAACUUGCCAAUAAUCUUUGCUCACGAAAGUCGCGUAAAAAUUAAACGCCUAUAAAAGCCACUGCCGCCAACCAUUUGCAAUCCCAAAUCUGACAAUCCAAGAUGAAGGUAACUACUAUCUUAUCCGUCAUUACCGUCCUCGCAGCGUGCCUUUUGAGGAGCAGCGAGGCGGUGACCUGCACCGCUGACCCCACCGUCACAGGAUGCAUCAACUGCACCACCAGUCCAACCGAUCCCGAGUGCGUGGCCGAGGCAGCCGCAGAAACCACAUCCACAACUGCAGCAACGCCCACCACCACCACAACCUCAGCGACGGCGACGGCGACGACAACGGCGACGACAACGAACACAGGCUCCUCCGGCACAAACACCUCCCCUAGACGGCGGAAGAUCGUGCGCGUAACCAAUCUGGGCUAUACCAACGUCCGGCGCAUCCGCGUCUACCGGAACCGCUCAGGGAGCACCACCGUCCGGAAUCGAAAGCGCAAGAACAACUCCAGACGUGUCAACGUGAGGAAGGCCAACGGAAACGUAAUUAUUGUCGGUUAACAAGGUGGAUUUUAAUAAAAUGCUGAA
Molecule: messenger RNA, 588 nt
Organism: Drosophila erecta
Lineage: Eukaryota; Metazoa; Arthropoda; Insecta; Diptera; Drosophilidae
Product: coiled-coil domain-containing protein 80
Exons: 1
Coding region: 115-561 (148 amino acids)
Source: RefSeq, a predicted model, not a curated record